Messenger RNA from Lampris incognitus (smalleye Pacific opah), 6631 nucleotides. RefSeq names its product synaptopodin 2-like protein. The coding region runs from base 1188 to 4391 and encodes 1067 amino acids. Gene Ontology annotation, molecular function: actin binding. The transcript has 3 exons. Gene Ontology annotation, biological process: positive regulation of actin filament bundle assembly. NCBI's taxonomy places the organism in Eukaryota, Metazoa, Chordata, Actinopteri, Lampriformes, Lampridae. Gene Ontology annotation, cellular component: Z disc; actin cytoskeleton; nucleus. The record is from RefSeq and is a predicted model, not a curated record.
UAUAUAAUCACUCAGCUGAGUCAGACCGAAGUGUGAUAUCUGUCUCACAGACUGCUUUAACAAUUUACUUGCCAUAACACAGACAUCCCAUCCACUCUCAGCAGACCAAACCUAGCAAACGGAAAUCUUGAAUGGAUGUGUUAGCUGAGGAAUGACUUGGUUCACUGUUGGGCCCGAGUUUCAACAUUUUAACAUGUAAGGACCAUCUCUGUAUCAAAUAAUUCAACAAGUAAGAACCUUCUCCCUUGAAUGUACUCUUGUUAAAUGUCAAAGGAAGGGGAAGGAAUUGCCUAUUGUGCCCACAGAAACUUUUUCUGACUUCACUGUAUUCAAAAUUACAUGGGGAACCCUGAAAAAAGCAAAUCUAAUCUGAGCUGUGGGUACAAAAAAAAAGAAAAGUCUGGGGGAUGACCUUUUGAAAAGUGAAAUGUUGCUCACCGUAUCCCACCUAAUACCAGGAAGCUACUAUCUACAUGGUUCCCCUGCAUGUCAUUGUUGAGUUAUGGUCUUCCAAGAUAAAGAGCAGACCCUUUUCUCCAAAAGAAAAAUAAUCUGUGAGCAAGGGAUUGAAAUGCAGACAACAGGCAUACUUUGGUGACAGAAAUAGAAGAAGAGGAAGAACAUGUCUGGGUUGGAAAGAAAGAGAGACCAGUAGACAGACCCAAACAGAGAGAACUGGAUGGUUUCUCAGCCUCCUUCUGCUGGAUUUGCAAUAGAGCACGUUGCAGUUGUGAAAUUUUCUUGGCAAUUGUCCAUUGGAACUCAUCCAGGAGUACUUUGGAGCUGCCUCUCCUGGGAGGUCCUGUAAGAUUUUGAAUACUUUGCAAAGACCAAAGCAAGAGUGCACUUCUUUCGUCAAGUUGCGGCAGGCUGCAGGACAACAUUUGGAGGGAUUACCGCUGAAAGUGGACCUGUGACCGGAAACAGCAGCUUGGGAAGCUGAGUUACUUGUUCCCUUGCCCUCCUCCCAGUUGUGUGUUCUGUUGUACCUCCGAGCUCAUUCACUGUUUGCUAGUAUGGACUGAAAUCUCCCAGUACACGCCUGUCCUGUGACCUUCAACCUGACCGGACGGUCAGAGAGGAGCUCACCUGAUCAGGAAAGAGGAUUUGACCCAAACCUCCACCUUUCUGUUGCAUACUAUCAUCUCUUCCACAGCUGGGGCGCUGUACUUGGGCUAGAGAUAGAGAUGGAGAAGGAACAUGUGUCUGUGAGGAGAGGGAUAAGCUGGAGUCCAGGUGGGGUGAGAAAGCCUCAUCAGGACAUAGAUUCCCCCAGCACAGAGUGCAAUGCAUCUUGGGAGAAGUCUUUCAAGGGACAACCAAGCCUUUCCCCUAACACUAAUCAGAUGGGCCACAGAACAAAUCUGACAAGGAGUGCCAGUUUAUCAGAGAAGGAGCUGAAAGAGGCACGUGUCAGGAGUCAAAUCAUCGCUGCCCAGCUCACCAUCCCUUCCAACUCUAAUUCCAGAGGUGUCCAGCUCUUCAACAGGCGCAAGCAAAGAGUCAACGCCUUUACACUAGAAAGCUCCGGCAAAGGGUCAGAGAAGGACAAAGCAGAUAAUGUUAAAGCCAGCCCAUCUUCUAAUAUACUGACAUGGGCAGAGAGGAGGAGUGAGGAAAAAAAUAGAGAACUGAACUGUAAGAACAGUGCUACCAAAGCACUCUGGUCACCCACUGGAAGUGCAUACAGAGUAGGUGAUAUAAUGGAGGAACCAGGGGAAAGUUUCCAUGAGGCAGAGGAUGUAAAGGACAGUGUCAUCCAUGAGAGACAUUUCCUUCCUGUCAAUGAGAAAGAGGAGUUGGAUGAGGAGGUGAAAAUAAGGGAGGAGGAGGAGGAAAAAGAUGAAGUCCUCAAGGAGCUGGAGGAUAAAGUUGAAGAUGGGUUUACCCCUGAAAGCGAUAAUGGCCAUCCAGUUCGACUAGCACAAGCUCAGGGGAAAGAGAGGAUAAAUGGGGGAUACAUGGAGCCAGGUCCUUCUAGAAAGCUUCUUAAUGGUUGCCACAGUAACUCUGACCCUGACAACAUUUCUGUGUCCACGUCCAAGCAGGCCACCACCAUCAUGAACAGAACCGCCAGACCUUUUCUCUCUCCAACGACAGUGCAGUUUCCUGACGCUAACUGUCCAGUCAUGGACAUCCCUCCUGCUCCUUCUUAUGCCACCCCUUCUCUUCCUGACUUCACAGCUCCCCAUCCUGUAGCGUUCUCACCUCUGCCCCCACCUCCUUCAUACCCCACACCUCCUCUACCAGCUGUCACUAAACAACCCCCACAGACCUACACUAGUCCACCACCUCCAGUGUCUCCUGUCAUGACCCCCACAUCUCCUCUGGCAUCCCAAUUCCAUCCUGCUGCUCCUGCUGUCUCUCAGUAUGUUUCCCCCAACCCAUCCGCACCCCAACAUGGCCAGCACAUGGUUCCCAGGCCCUCCACCUUUGUCCCUCAACCCAUCGGCGAGAGGAAGCCUAUAUCACCGAUUAAAUCAGGAAUACUUGAGGAAGGUGCUGUGAGAAGGGGAACCAGGAAGUCGAUGUUCACAUUCAAAGAAAAGCCAGUGGUAGCACCCAACCCUGAGCUGCUGUCCCUGGUUCAGGGUGCGGACGAGAGGAAGAAACAUCUACACAGACCUGUACCUGAACUGGCAGCUGAAGAAGAGCUUUUGGAACUGGGUGCUGAAGCCUCCAACUUCCUUGCCAAGGAGGAAGAGAGAGCCGAGGAGGCUUCAGCUCCUGAGUGGGCCUCCUGCCUCAAGAGCUCCAGGACUCAAGUAAGAGCUGAGCACAGGCCAGAGCAGACCCUAACAAAUGCAUCAGGAAAGGGGGCUGAGUUAUUUGCAAAGCGCCAAUCUAGGAUGGAGAAAUAUGUGGUGGAUAAUCAAAAUACAGGGCAGAUGAGGUCUCCCUCUCCCACUAUGUCUCUGCCACCAUCUUGGGUGUAUCCAUCAAACAUGCCUGGGAGGGUCAAAGCUAUUGCUAAAAACUCAGACAUGUGUUCUCAACUUUCACAGACCCUUCAGGCCCAACAGUCGAUCAGGAAAAAACCUAGUGAAAAAGCCCCACCACCUGCGCCAGUCCCAGAGGAACCUCCUCUGGAGAAUGGCUGCACCAAGAUCGAAAUGGACCUUUCAAGGCACCAGCCAUACCAGAUAAACUCUUCCCUCUUUAUUCUUAACCCUGUCAAAGAUCCCAUGAGCUCGUUACCCAAAGCAGCACCACCUCCCAAGCCCCUGAUCUCAUCACAAACUUUCCCCAGACAGACCUCCCUACCCAACAUCUCACCCCCUAACUUUAUUUCCCAGACUGGUCAUAGGCCUGCUCAGUGCCUGUCUCCCCAGCUCCCUCUCAGCUCCACAGGAGGAAUGGAUUAUCCUUCAAACCAUGGGACAGCUCGUGGCCCUGGGCAUCCAAGGUUGUCUUCUCCCAUGUCUGCCUUCUCUCCAGGGCGUGUGUCCACCCCAAGGUCGGGGGUCCAGGCACCGAGGCCCACGUUUUCAGCUAAGAAAGCUGGGAUUGAGCCCCAGGCAAAAAAGGAGCCCUCCCCUGCCACAACCCCAAGUCAGACUCCCACACCAACCAGGACACCCAGUUUAAAUCGACGUUACAACAACCCAGAAGGCCCUGCAAUUGGCGUUAGGUCCAGUCCGGCAUCAGACCUCCUCACCAGCCGGCCCUCUUCUGCCAUCACCAGCUCCAGACCUUCUGUCACUUCCCCUGUUUCCUCUCGUUGGGGUUCAAGGUGUCAGUCCCCCAUGGUCAGUCAGAGUAGUCAACCCUCCAUGCUCUCCCCCAUUUCCACUACUAGACUAUCUCAAACAUCUACAGCCACCUCUCCCAUCUCUCCUCCUUGGGGCUCGAGGUGCCAGUCUCCCUCAAUUUCUCAGACCAGUCAGUCCUGCCCUACUGCUAAACCCAUUUACACAUCCACUGCCACUUCUCGUGUGUCCCCAACCAGGGAGAGUCGCUGUAUGUCCCCCAUCGCCAGUAAUUUAGACUCGAAAGCCAACCAUCGCCUUCUGGCAAAGAACAUCAUCAAUGCAGCCAAGCGUAAAAACAGCCCCUCUCCUGGUGCACUGAGCAGUCACAGCCUCCCCAUCUCCCCACUUGGCAGUUCCCACCAUGGCUAUGACUGUGGCAAACCAGCUCUCAGUCCCUUCCAGUCACGGGCUUUGGGGGCACAGUCCCCUACAUUCACCAGCCCUCCUCCCACCCCCACACAGAGGAUCUGCUCCCCAGUAAGGCUCUAUAACACUCGCUCCCUCACUGACUCUGAUGCAUCAGUUGAGUCUGAGGACUCAGGCAUGAGAUCGCCCGGUCUACGCAGCUACAACACCUGUCCUCGUGGCUGGGGUGGCAGCCUGAGGGUGAAGAGGGGCAGCAUCUCCACUGACCUGUAAGGAUGAGCUCAGCCCUUGCAGAGAAGUCAUUGGAAGGCAAAUGAAGGGUGUUUUGGACUUUUUCAACUCAGAGAGUCCUCUGAAGCGUACAACUAACUAUCAAAAGUAAUAAUGGUAUAAUUUGAUCAGACUAACAGUGCUCAGAUUAAUAGAUCACAUGAAAGGAAAUUAAGGGAUAUACUGCUGUAAAAGCCAAAGGUUGCCUGUCUGCAAGUUUGAAUACUGACCCAAUGAAAGACAUCAUUUGAUGCAUCAUUAAGGCAGUGAUUGCAUGUUAGAUGACUUGUACUCACUGUAUUGACUAACUAGGACAUAUAUUCUCCAUAAAUCAGUCGCCAUGCCUAAAAGGCUCUAACACCAAAAAGUGUGAAGGAUGAAAAUGCCAAAGAUGUUUGAAAUCAUUUGAAAAUAGUGUUAAACUUUGACACGCAGUGUCAACAGUGUUAUACACCAGUUAUUAUAUAUAUAAGGUUUGGGUACAUGAAUAAUGAUUAGAUCAUGAAUGACAUGAUGUUUGCUGGUCUGACACAAGUCUAUGCAGGGAGAGAUUACUAAUAACUAUGAUGCAUACGAGGCAUGCAGGGAGUUAGGAUUGUGUAAAUACAUGUUUCUUGCUGGACUGUACUUUAAUCAAGGUAUUCUUUUGAGAGUUGAUAGAGUACUGUAUUAUUAAACGAUAAAAAGAGACUAAACCUUUAUAUAAUGAGUAUGGAUUUUGAAUAGAUUGAGUAAAAUGCAUUUACCUCAACAUUCCAUAACUUUAAGAUUCAAAAGUCUAAAAAGAGCUGCCAUUUUGGUACUGACAAUAUCAUAAAUGGCAAAAAGCAUUCAAUAUUGUUUUUUUUUAUCCUUUUUAAUCAGUAGGAAAGAAAAAAGCUUCUAAUGCAAUACUCUAUUACUGCAGUGCAAUACUCCAUUUAUCACAUUGUAUAUAACUUGUUUUAUGUACUGCAUUUGGUCAAAUGAAUGUAUAACUUUACAGCGAGAUUGUCAGAGAAUGAGAGAAAAAAAAGGAAAGGGUGAACGAGAAGAAUUAUGCAAGGGUUUUAUGGGACAUUAGCGCCUAGAGAAUCAAACACUGUUUCCAUGUUUCAGAGGAAUAGCGACAAUAUUGUUUGGCUGAAAUUCAAAUGUUGUUCAUGAGCAACUUAAUGAACCCAUAAUAUCUGUCAACAAGCGUAUACUAAAAGCAUAUUGAUUGCAGUCUGUGAACAAUUUCUCAGCUUGGUUUAGGUGAAAAAGAUAUUGGAAACAGUGUUUGUUGCAACAUGGCCUUUGAGCAAUCAUACGUUUUCUGUAUUAUUAAUGUCCUGCACAUGCAACAAAUUGUCAAAGAGUGUGGAAAACAAUGCAUCAUUUCAAAAUGCCUGUUUGGACUAGUUAUAGACAAAUGUGUGUUUGCUAGCAAGUAGAAGAGCAGGUUCAACAAGUUGUUCAGCUUUCAUGAGAAAAGGUAAAUGGAAUGUUGUAAGAGGUAAGGGAUUUUAACUAAAAGUUUGUAAAUAAGGUCCGAGAAAGGUUUUAUAGCAACGGCAUAUAUAUCACAUACAUAUCUGACAUCCACAUUUUUCGCAUUUUCCAUUUUUACUUGAUUUGCACUUCUACUCAUUCACUUUCCAUUCAGCAAAGUCGGUAGUCACUUAAACAUGAUUUGCUCAAACAGGGAUUAUUCGCAUUCAAGCGUGUUAAUAAAUGUAUACAUAGUCCCCUGUAAAUCUCAGACACCUAAUUUAACAAAAUGCAAUACAAAUGCAUAUUGACAUCAACGUGGUAGGUAAUUAGCUGCAAUCGCGAUUAGCUGCCUUUAAACCCAGGCUGUUUUUCUUGUAUUUUCAAGUAUGGGGUCAUAGAGAGUCAUUUGCUUCAUUUCCACCUGCCUUAUCACCAGUAAAAACAAGUGAUCGUUCAUUCGUUCCGUGUAUGCCAAAAAGCAUCAGCACAUUUCUAAAUAUUUAUAUACGUCUGCAUCUUUUGAGUGGCAGGGACACCUGCUACAGUGACUUGGCAUCUUUAGCAGGAAUAACCCUAUCGGUGUCAUGGAUUGGAUUCAGCCUGGGUCAAUCUAUGGACAAGUCUAGCCCAGGUUACUAUUCUGAAGAACAGAAAAAGAAUUAGUGUUAGAUUUGUGAUUCGCAAACAGGGUUUUUAGAUGUCAUAUUGAAUGCCUGAAUUGUGACGAACAUCCCGUUCCAGUUUUCUGUUGUCUGACUAUGAGCAUAAAAUAAAAAAAUGUGAUGACA